This is a messenger RNA of Cladophialophora yegresii CBS 114405, 1110 nucleotides long. Its product is annotated as histone acetyltransferase GCN5. Gene Ontology annotation, cellular component: histone acetyltransferase complex. The record is from RefSeq and is a predicted model, not a curated record. Gene Ontology annotation, molecular function: histone H3 acetyltransferase activity; protein binding. Lineage: Eukaryota; Fungi; Ascomycota; Eurotiomycetes; Chaetothyriales; Herpotrichiellaceae. The coding region runs from base 1 to 1110 and encodes 369 amino acids. Gene Ontology annotation, biological process: chromatin remodeling; positive regulation of transcription by RNA polymerase II. The transcript is spliced from 2 exons.
AUGGCUGUACAGUCCGACUCUGAACCUCUCAUCACUCCGACGCCAGUCGAUUUCCCCCUCAAAGCCGCUGCCCUUGAAGAAAAGCAAGGACGAAUCGAAUUUAGAGUGGUCAACAACGAUAACUCAAGAGAAAGUAACAUCAUACUGACCGGGUUGAAAUGUAUCUUCCAGAAGCAAUUGCCUAAGAUGCCCAAGGAUUACAUUGCUCGACUCGUGUACGACAAGACACAUCUCUCCAUCGCCAUUAUCAAGCAGCCACUCGAAGUCGUCGGAGGGAUCACCUAUCGACCCUUCAAUUCGAGGAAAUUUGCAGAGAUCGUCUUCUGCGCCAUCUCAUCCGACCAGCAAGUCAAAGGAUACGGGGCGCAUCUGAUGGCGCAUCUGAAGGACUAUGUCAAGGCGACCUCUCCGAUCAUGUAUUUCCUAACCUAUGCCGACAACUAUGCUAUUGGCUAUUUCAAGAAGCAGGGGUUUACCAAAGAGAUCACGUUGGAGAAGUCGAUCUGGAUGGGAUACAUCAAAGAUUACGAAGGAGGCACGAUUAUGCAAUGCAGCAUGAUUCCCAAGAUCCGGUAUCUCGAAGUACCACGGAUGCUUCAGAAACAGAAAGAAGCAGUAAUGGCCAAAAUCCGCGCUGUGAGCAAAUCACAUAUCGUACACCCGCCACCAGCUGCCUGGAAGAACGGCAUUGUUGAGAUUGAUCCAAUGUCAAUCCCUGCCAUCAAAGAAUCAGGCUGGUCGCCAUCGAUGGAUGAGCUGUCCAGACAACCCAGGCACGGACCGAAUUACAACCAGCUCCUUCAUCUGCUCAAUGACAUGCAGAACCAUACAGCAGCCUGGCCGUUUGCUCAACCGGUCAACAAAGAUGAGGUGCCUGACUAUUACGAAGUCAUCAAGGAGCCGAUGGAUCUGUCAACGAUGGAAGAGCGUUUACAGAACGACAUGUACCCAAGACCAGAGGACUUCAUCAAGGAUUCGAAGCUGAUCUUCGACAACUGCCGACGCUACAACAACGAGACCACCCCGUACGCCAAAAGUGCGAACAAGCUGGAGAAGUUCAUGUGGCAGCAGAUCAAGAAUAUUCCAGAGUGGUCGCACUUGGCUGAGUGA